AUCUGCUUUCGGUUUAUUUCGAUGGCGCUUUUAGAAAUUUUGCAUGUUUAUCUUGGAUUUUAUUUUACGUUAAUGUGGGUAAACUUGACGCAAUGUAGAUUAUACGCACUGCAGACACGCGUUUUAGCGUUUACUUUAGUUUAAAUUAGCAUGAAUUUAAUAGAACAAUUUCCUAGGUGCAGAAUUUCAACAUUACUACAAUAUCUGAAACGAAAUAUUUUAGACUUUUAGCUUAGACUUACUUUAUUUAUUUUAAGCGUUUGUAGGGCAGGGGGACAUUUGCAUAUUUCGAAGCUUUUCCGGGUUUCUACAAUUGUAUGACUCUGCUUUGUUUAUUAUUUAUUUAUUGUUACGAAGGAGGGGGGAGGACACCUGAUUUGACACUAAGGGGCGUUACCAAAAAAAAAAAAAAAAAAAAAAAAAAAGAAGUUUAUUGCCGCCUGUCUUGACUCUUGACGAGCGAGUUGACAGUGGAUAUCCUGCUGCCACCUCAAGACAAGAGCAACAUCAAGACCAACUUCAACCAGCUUUACCCUCCAAGCAAAUAAAGCUGCAAACAUGAGCAGGUGUCUGAUUCACAAAUCUGAGGUGCAGAGCUUCAUUGAGCGCUGUAUGACUGCAGUGGGCACAAAGCAGCACCACGCCCACAGUCUGGCCGAGGUACUGGUGGAGGGUGACUACCGCGGGCACUACAGCCACGGCCUCAACCGUAUGGACAUGUACGUGAAGGACAUCGAGUCGGGGAUCUGUGCCAAAGACGGAGAGCCGGUUGUCGAGAAAGAGAGCGCUGCCACGGCUCUGGUGGACGGGCAAAACCUCUUGGGGCCUGUGGUGGGAAACUUCUGUAUGAAACUGGCCCUGAAGAAGGCCAGGGAGGCGGGCAUUGGCUGGGUCGUUGCACGGGGAUCCAAUCAUUAUGGCAUCGCUGGGUACUACUCCAUGCAGGCUCUCACGGAAAACAUGAUUGGAAUGUCAUUCACAAACACGUCUCCACUCGUCGUCCCCACACGAGCUAAAGAGUGCACGCUGGGCACCAACCCCAUCAGUGUGGCAGCUCCAGCCAACGAUGGAGACAGCUUUGUCCUGGACAUGGCAACUUCUGCUGUCGCCCUGGGAAAGAUCGAGCUGCAUCACCGUAGAGGAGAUGAGAUCCCGAUCGGCUGGGGCCAAGAUUCUCAGGGUAAAAUGACCCCUGACCCCUCCAAAGUCUUGAGUGGAGGAGGACUGGUGCCCAUCGGAGGCAGCGAGGCCACAGGGGGUUACAAAGGCUACGGCCUGGGCAUGAUGGUGGAGGUGUUCUGUGGGAUUCUGGCCGGAGCUGAGUACAGUAAUCGCAUCCGAACCUGGAAAGUCACAGAUAAAGUCGCCAAUCUGGGUCAGUGUUUUGUGGCGAUAAACCCGGAGAACUUUGCUCCAGGAUUCACUGACAGGAUGUCCGACCUGCUGUCCAUCCAGAGAGGCAUGGACCCGGCUGACCCCGAGACCCCAGUGCUGACUGCAGGAGACCCAGAGAGGGCCAACAUCAAGAAGUGUGAGGAGAUGGGUGGCAUCCCUUAUCACCUCAACGUGGUCAACCACAUGAACGCGUGCGCCAAGAGGAUCGGAGUGACCCAGCUGUUACCGGUGGACAGAAUCAUUGCAAACUAAAAUAAAACCCCAAAGCAAUUUCUUCACAUUAACUUCAACCAUUUAAAAAACAUUUAACUAAAACCAAAGUAAACAAUGAUUUUAUGAACUAAGUAGCGGGAGCCAAAGAAAAGCUACGUUUAUUAUUUGACAGUUUUACUAGUGUAUUUCUAUUUUUCAUGUUUGUAUUUUGUAGUUUACAUCUCAGCCUGAGCUGCAAGUACUGUACACACUAUUAUCAUUCCUAAGUGCCUUAUUCAAUAAAACCAGAUGUUACUGAGGAUAUGUGAGUAAACAUGACUAUAAAUGAUUUCUUUAUAUUUGUUAUUGUCUGAGUGGUGUUGGAAAACUAUGUGGUGCUUUAGGUUCAGAUUGUCUUGGCCUGGGUGAGACCUGGUUUAGUUCUGGUUCAUGUUGUCUCUCUCAUUUAGAUAAAAUGGGCAACGAUAGACGCAUUAAAUGCUUUUAAACAAAAACAUUUGAAAUUUCAGGCAAAUGAUUAGGCAUUAUCCGAGGAGAGCCACUGUCCAGGAGGAAACAUGAAGAAAUGAAGAAAUCCUACCAACCUGGAGGAGUUAGUUAGUUACAGCAGAUCCAAGGAAAAACAUCAGAUAUCUAGCUUCAGAAACGGCUCAAACUGGACGCUUUUACAGUUUUUCUCUUGUUGGUUUGGCUCAUUUCUUGAAACAGAAAUGACACUCUCAAACAACAUGGACAAAUCUCUAAACUAUCUUGCAGUCCUUCACAUCAGAAUCACAUUUCUCAUUGAUUUCAUCAAAUUGUAAAUGUCUUAGUGCACAUGUGAAGUGUCUCAGUAGAUCUAUGCACAUGGUUCUGUACAAGUCGCCUACAGUUUGCACAAUGAUCCACG
Boleophthalmus pectinirostris (great blue-spotted mudskipper) is the source of this 2497-nucleotide messenger RNA. RefSeq lists its product as uncharacterized. Lineage: Eukaryota; Metazoa; Chordata; Actinopteri; Gobiiformes; Gobiidae. Bases 559 to 1647 code for a protein of 362 amino acids. The transcript is spliced from 11 exons. The record is from RefSeq and is a predicted model, not a curated record. Gene Ontology annotation, molecular function: oxidoreductase activity.